AAACAAGAAUUUUUGUAGGUCCGACUGUCUGACCGACGACAGGUUUUCUCGUUCUAUAAGCCAUUCACUGUGGUAUAUGUUUCACCUUAAACUCAACCAUUACCGAGCGAUUCGUAAGCGACAAACACAAACUCGGCGACUGUAGUAAACUUAACCUAUCCCAUCCCCCGACUCUUUCUGGUCGUUUUUAUUUUUAAUUUCGGUCGCUAUCUUUUUAUCUUCGAAAUUCAGCUGACUUCCGCCUACAGCUAUAUCAUAUUAUUUAAUACUCAAGACGCGCUCGGAUGAAAUAUUUACGAUUAUUAUUCACCACACGUUCCGCGCUCAAUAUAGUACCUGCUGUCGUUACGCUAUGCCUAUCACUUGGUAAACAUGUUCGCAUCUAAACAAACAACACUAAAAAAUUACACAAUAAAUACCAACGUGGAGGAAAGCAAUGCUCUAUUGGUCAAGGUGGAGCGAGACAGCUCUAGCCAUUACGACCAACCUGAUUCUGGGUUAUAUGGCCACAACAGUAAUAGUUUUGAGGAUAUUGAGAACGGUAACAUUACAGCAGUCCCUUUCAUGGAUGAAACAACUUCAUUAUCCCAAAAUGCUAUACUUAUACCAUUAACCGGAACAACUCCACCUCAGCAUCAUGACGAACCAUUCAGUACAAAUGCCUAUAAAACACUCAAAAGAGGAAUUUCACACGCUACUGAUAAUGUGAACAUAGUUUCCCAAGCAAGAUCAGAAUUGAUAUUUAUUGACAACACUGAGGAUGAACUACAGAUUGUUGAAACUCCAGUUUAUACAUUUAUUCUACCUGAUUUGUUGCAACUCGAAGAAAAAUUUAGAAUGUUUAUUGAAAAAGACUUGAUAGCAGUAGCAAUGCAGAGUUCUCUUGAACAGGCUUCAAGACUGAAUUGGUGGACUGGAUUUUGUCAAAGGCUUUGGCCACUUUCGACAUCUGGUGAUGGAAACUGUCUAUUGCAUGCUGCUUCAUUGGGUAUUUGGGGAUUUCAUGAUCGGUUAUUAAAUUUGAGGAAAGCUUUGCACUCAUUCCUCAGCAAUGGUCCAGCUCGACAUUCACUUUGGCGGCGUUGGCAACGACAACAAACUAUUAUGAAUUCAUUAUUUGGUCUUGUAUAUACAGAACAAGAAUGGCGCCGAGAAUGGAAUGCAAUUGUUAAUAUGGCUUCCACUGUUCCUCGUAUGAGGAAACAGAGCAUAUCAAGUGGAAAUGCAGAUACUGAAGGAUACAUUUAUGAGAGCCUUGAAGAAAUACACGUUUAUGCUUUGGCACAUGUUUUAAAAAGACCUAUUAUUGUCAUAGCAGAUACUAUUCUUAAGGAUAUGAAUGGUGAAGCCUUGGCUCCUAUACAGUUUGGAGGUAUUUAUUUGCCCCUGGAAUGUUACCCAUGUGAUUGUCAUCGUUCUCCUUUAUUAUUGGCUUAUGAUGGAGGGCAUUUUUCAGCUUUGGUUGCAAUGGAAACACCAAAUUCUACUCUUUCUUGUGCUAUACCUUUGGUGGACUCAAAUGGUGAACUCUUACCAAUACAAUUUCCUGUUGAUCCGGGUGAAAGUGACCAUUCUCCUGAUAAAAAUCAAGAACUAUCAUUUACAGAUUCAUUGUCAUUAUUGAACAGUUACUUGGACAUUGUGAAACUUGACCCUCAAGGUAACAAUGAUACUAAUUGCAAAAAUGGUCUCUUUGGUAGUCUGGGACGUUCAGUAGGGAAUAAAUUGAAAUCAAAACUAUCAAGGACAAAUUCUGUUAAAAAUCUGUCUACUUUAUCACCUCAAGCAAAGUAUACGUAUUGCGCCUUGAUCAACUCGGACAAAAAACAUGAAUAUCACGAUGUAAUGAUUAAAAACUACUUAAGGACAGCAGCUGAACGGUUUCAGCAUUCACCUUACGCAGAUACGACGCCUCGUUAUGGAGCUGGUAAAUCUCGUUUUUACACGGAAGCUGAUUCUGAGUCUCAUGUCAAAGUCGGUUUAAUGACUCCUGUCAAGGCUGUUACAAAUGAAGAUCCCACUAUGUAUCUAUCAAAAUCUACAUUCUAUGACACUGGUUCCCAAGUGGACAAGUGUCUUACGGAAGACUGCGAGUUCUUCGGGUCAUCUGUGACUAAACAUUAUUGUUCAAAAUGUUACCAAUUGAAUCAGCAGCAAAAAAAAGAAUCUGUUUGAAAUAGUAAAUAAAACUAUAUACAAAGAUUUCAUCUCAUCCUAACACACACAUACACACACACAAUAUGUUGUUUUUUUUAUUAAUUUUAAUAGUUUGUGACUAACGUGUACAUAAUUAAGUCUAUGUACACUACACGUCCAUAUAUUGCAACAUCACUAAAUAAAUAAAUAAACAAGAAUGUCAUUUACCAAUAUUAGCUGUCACUUGUUUGUCCUGCAUAUUUAUACAUUUUAUUUAUAUGUAUUGUGUAAUAUAUUCCAACAUAAUAUGCUUUAGCCUUAUUUUUUUUAACUGUGAUGAUUUAGGAUUUUUUUUUCUUCUCUAUCUUUA
Messenger RNA from Melanaphis sacchari, 2506 nucleotides. Its product is annotated as OTU domain-containing protein 7B-like. NCBI's taxonomy places the organism in Eukaryota, Metazoa, Arthropoda, Insecta, Hemiptera, Aphididae. The transcript is spliced from 10 exons. Gene Ontology annotation, molecular function: DNA binding; cysteine-type deubiquitinase activity; zinc ion binding. The coding region runs from base 373 to 2175 and encodes 600 amino acids. Gene Ontology annotation, cellular component: nucleus; cytoplasm. The record is from RefSeq and is a predicted model, not a curated record. Gene Ontology annotation, biological process: protein K11-linked deubiquitination; protein K63-linked deubiquitination; protein K48-linked deubiquitination.